AACAUGAAGAUACAGGUAUUAACCACCUGUCUGUGUCUGUCAGAUCUCCUACCUGGUUUACCUGAUGUUGUAUAACUACAUCAUCCUGGUGAAGAUGGAGCGAUGGCCAUCUCUGCAGGAGUGGAUCGUCAUCUCUUACAUCAUCACUCUGGGACUGGAGAAAGUCAGACAGAUCCUGAUGUCAGAGCCGGGGAAGCUGAAGCAAAAGAUUAAUGUGUGGUUGGAGGAUUACUGGAACAUCACUGACCUGGUGGCCAUCUCCGUCUUCCUGCUGGGUUUGCUGCUGCGCCUGCAGAACGAGCCCUACAUGGGCUACGGACGUGUCAUCUACUGCGUCGACAUCAUCUUCUGGUACAUCCGAGUCCUCGACAUCUUCGGCGUCAACAAGUACCUGGGACCUUACGUCAUGAUGAUCGGCAAGAUGAUGAUCGACAUGCUGUACUUCGUCGUCAUCAUGCUGGUGGUGCUAAUGAGUUUCGGCGUAGCUCGACAGGCCAUCCUCCACCCGGAUGAGGAGCCAACAUGGCGUCUGGCCCGAAACAUCUUCUACAUGCCAUACUGGAUGAUCUACGGAGAGGUGUUUGCAGACUCCAUAGACCGUAAGACUAGAGUUCAUAGUAAGACUCACAGUCAGUCCCCCGUUAGUCCUCACCCUCUGUCCUCACCAUAA
Lates calcarifer (barramundi perch) is the source of this 670-nucleotide messenger RNA. RefSeq names its product transient receptor potential cation channel subfamily M member 1-like. The transcript is spliced from 4 exons. Gene Ontology annotation, molecular function: calcium channel activity. The record is from RefSeq and is a predicted model, not a curated record. Gene Ontology annotation, biological process: calcium ion transport into cytosol. Gene Ontology annotation, cellular component: membrane. NCBI's taxonomy places the organism in Eukaryota, Metazoa, Chordata, Actinopteri, Centropomidae. The coding region runs from base 65 to 670 and encodes 201 amino acids.